AUGGGUGGCUUAAGUGUUUUUCCGGCAGCUCGACAAAGGUUCUGUCAAAUAUCAGAACGAUCUGCCAAGAGGAAAAACAAGGGGGAGAAGGAUGAACUGAGCACGAAAUUGCUGGGUUUUGGAGGAGGUGCUUCAUUUAUAGCCGCUGGAAGCUCCUCCUUCCCAAGAACCCCUCUUGGCCCUUUCUCUCAGCUGUCUCAGUGGGAGACUCCCAUUCUCAGCUAUUUCCCUUUUUCUUUCCUUCCUCCUUUCAUGGCUAGAUCUGAUGAAGGAAAGAAAAUAGGUAUACAUGCUGGUUUGAAGGGUGCCUCUCCUCCUGGUAGCCUGCGCAUUAAAAUCCUUUAG
Molecule: messenger RNA, 345 nt
Organism: Prunus armeniaca (apricot)
Lineage: Eukaryota; Viridiplantae; Streptophyta; Magnoliopsida; Rosales; Rosaceae
Source: the annotation of a GenBank genome assembly